UCCCCCACCCCCGCCCCCCAUUUUGCUUACACUGUCCAGGCAUCGAAUUGUGCUGAACUAUCAACAGACAGAAGAGGACAAAGAGCUGCAAUGGACGGUGAUGUUGCGGUUGGUGUGAAGAGAGGCUCAGAUGAGCUCAACAUGUACAGUAGCAGCCCCAGCUCUAUGACUGCAAACGGCAGUGACAGUAAGAAACAGCGUCUGGAUGAAUCCCCUCCCUCCAGAGUUCUCCACAUCAGGAAACUUCCAAAUGAAGUGUCAGAGACUGAAGUCAUUGCCUUGGGGCUGCCCUUUGGAAAGGUCACUAACAUACUGAUGCUUAAGGGGAAAAACCAGGCAUUUCUGGAGUUGGGUACAGAAGAAGCAGCCAUUACUAUGGUUAACUACUAUACAGCUGUCACACCACAGGUCAGAAACACUCCUGUCUUCAUCCAGUACUCCAACCAUAAGGAACUGAAAACGGACUCAGCUCUGAACCAGAGGGCCCAGGCAGUGUUGCAGGCAGUGUCAGCAGUGCAGGAUGGAAGUUCUCCAUCCUCUGACCCUGGAGUUUUGGACCUCGCUCCACCCCCCAGCCCUGUUCUGCGAAUUAUUAUCGAUAACAUGUUUUAUCCUGUGACACUGGAUGUUCUGCAACAGAUCUUCAGUAAGUUUGGGACUGUAAUGAAGAUUAUAACCUUCACCAAGAACAACCAGUUUCAGGCUCUUCUGCAGUUCAGCGACCCCGUGAAUGCACAGCAAGCUAAACUGUCUUUGGAUGGACAGAACAUCUAUAAUUCGUGCUGUACUCUGCGGAUAGACUUCAGUAAACUGGUCAACCUCAAUGUCAAAUACAACAACGAUAAGAGCCGGGAUUACACCAGACCUGACCUGCCUACUGGAGAUGGAGAGUCAGCCAACAAGGAUCAUUCUUUGUUGGGUACCCCAUCUGGAGCGCUAGCUUCCUACUCUAGUGGAGGAGGUUACUCAUCUUCUCUCUCCCUCUCACAGGGUGGAGGAGCCAUUAGUCCGCUGAGUGCUGCAGCAGCAGCGGCAGCAGCUGCUGGUCGUGUUGCUCUGUCUGGGUCUGGGGUGUCCGGAGUUCUGUUGGCAUCCAACCUAAAUGAAGAGAUGGUCACGCCUCAAAGUCUCUUUACCCUCUUCGGAGUCUAUGGUGAUGUCCAGAGGGUGAAGAUCCUCUACAACAAAAAGGACAGUGCUCUGAUACAGUUGUCCGAUGGCAACCAGGCUCAGCUGGCGAUGAGCCACUUGAAUGGUCAAAAGGUGUUUGGUAAAGUGAUGAGAGUGACGCUGUCUAAGCAUCAGACUGUGGCUUUGCCCAGAGAGGGUUUGGAUGACCAACUACUAACUAAAGAUUUUUCUGGCUCACCACUCCAUCGCUUUAAGAAGCCAGGAUCCAAAAACUUCCAGAACAUUUUUCCUCCUUCUGCAACACUUCAUCUCUCCAAUGUCCGGGAGGGAGUUGGAGAGGAUGAUCUACGACUUCUGUUCUCUAAUAGUGGAGGAACCGUCAAGGCCUUCAAGUUCUUCCAGGACCGUAAGAUGGCCUUGAUCCAGAUGACAUCAGUAGAGGAAGCGAUCCAGACUCUGAUGGAUCUCCACAACUAUGACAUGGGAGGGAAUCACCAUCUCAAAGUUUCCUUUUCAAAGUCUACAAUCUAACCCUCACACCUUACUCCUAAACCUUAAGAUCUAUGACGAGCGAGGAAGUCACUACCACUUGUCUUCUUUUCAACAUUUUCUGUUAACCUCUCCUGCACUAUUCCCAAACAUUUAAAGGAGCAGGGUGUAGGAUUUAGGGGGAUCUACGUGCAGAAAUGGGAUAUUCAUAGCUAUAUUUUUAUUAGUGUACAAUCACUUCAAACUAAGAAUUGUUGUGAUUUCGUUAGCUUUGAAUGAACCCUUCAUACCCACAUCAGGAGCAGGUCCUUGUCGUAGGAGUCAGCCAUGUUGCACCGCCAUGUUUCUACAGCAGCUCAGAACAGACAAACCAAACACUGGCCCUAGAGUGAACCUUUCCCAUUUUUACAUUACCUUAAGGCCACUGUAGGUUCUCCUAAACUCUUGGAAAGCCAGGGGUGAGCAGAGGGGGUAUUCAUUUGGUUGCAAUUUGCAACCUCACCUCUAGAUGCCACUAAAUCCUACACACUUCUCCUUUGAUUAAAUAGCAAGAUAUUUUAUCACUGAAAUGUGCAUCAGUGUCCAAUGUUUGAAACCCACAUUAAAUCUUUAGAAGUACUUCUCAGUUAAAGUAUUUAGAAAUUCCACAAAGCAAAUGUUCUUGAACAGAAAGAGCAGUACGUACUAGGGGUGGGCGAUACCACAAAAUUUGGUUUUGAUCCGAUACCUAGUAAUACAAGGCCACAAUCACUGAUAUUGAUACUGAUACGAUAUUUUUUUCAUAAUCAAAAAUGUCUGUUUUUUAUGGAGGAGAAAGCAGUGCACCAUGAUUUAUGAGAUGAAUAAUCAGUCUACUUACAUAAAAGCUAAUGAUGACCAAUAACAGUCUGAAAAUUUAACAUUAGCCAAUACUGAAUAUCAAUUUUGACUAAAAUGUUCAUUUCAUAAGGCUACUUUAUACCUGGAUAUUCCUUGUCUGAGCCUCUCUGACCAGACUCUGUCAGUGAACUCUGUCUGGCAUUUCUCUCCUUCCCCUCCCUUAUUUUGGAUGCAGCUUUAAGUUCUCUUUCUCCUGUUUUUCCACUUUCAUUAAUCUAUCACUGCUAUCAUGUGCCUGAAUAAACUAGUCAGGCUUGAACAUAAUUUCCACGGACAGCUAUGGUCAUGCAAAUGCGCAAAUUGUUCUAUACAUAGUACAAUUCAGGGUCGCAUCAGCCCCCCGUAGUAAACUGGAGGGCUGGGAGGUGAGCUUACUGCAGACAUUGGGUGAAAGUAAGACUAAGAAGGUGAUGCUGGAUCUGGAGGAAGCUGAUUGAGUGCAGACAACAAGAAAGCAGCGUAGAAGCAAAGAGUACAUGCACAAUAGAAUGUUGUUUACACAAACAGUUUUACUCUUGAAAUACAAAUAGGUGCAACAAAAGAGAGAAACAAAUCCCUUUUUUCGUAUCACUCCUAUUGAUGCUAUGAUCAGUCUUUAACAUGAAAACCUAGUAUCGAGAGUAUCGAUUUUUCCAACCUAAGAACGUACAUCAGUCUUGACCUGAAGGCAAUUUGCAAAAUUUAAAACUCCUGCUUUGACCCAUACAACAACUCAAAGAGCAACUAAACACCAGCUAAAAUUCAAGUUUUGUUUACUUCUUGAGGCCUCACCUUGCUGUAGUGAUGUAAACGUUUUCUCUAGGGUGAGUGGGUACACUGUAGCAACACUGCUAAAUGUGGCUACAGGUGCACACUUCUGACCACACCCACCCACAGCCAUCAGUUAUGCUGUUCAGAGGUAACACAGACCUGAAACCUUCUACCAGAGCACACAGUGAGACACUGCUUUUAGCCUGCUUUAAAGGUGUACAUGCAGGAAUAGUCAGUUACUGUUUGUAAACAGUAUCGCCAGCAAAUCUGAAAGCCAACCCCAGAAUUACUCUCAAUUUGGAACAAGCUUUGUCCGUUUGGCAUUUCGCCUCUGUUUUUGUUGUUUGUAGCUUCCUGCUGGAUGCGUGCUGCUUCUAGUCUGGUCACUACCUUUUUAAGUCCCAACCUCACCCGUGGGCUUGGCCAGGGAUGUCCUGGCCGCAACUAAGUGAGAAGUAAACAAGAAAAUCCAGGCAGAGGGCAGAGUCUCUGCAGAUAAAUCCACCACCACACACUGAGAGUGGGUCAUAAUUGCUGAUUUAGAGGGAUUACUUCUGUAUGUCUAUACAUGUCUUUUUGGAGGGGUGGAAUCCUGCAUAGUAAACCUUUAGAGCAGUGGAGGUUUUUACUUAUUCAUUUAAUCUUUAUCACUGCUUUGUACAAAUAGCACACCUUUUUUGUAUAUCCCUACCAAGUGUUCACCUGUCAGUAUGGCAUUCGUCUCUUUUUCCUUGGCUUUUAUGUUGUGGUUUGAGUUCUGCAAAACCAAACAGAAUUUACAGAAUUGUUUGUUUGUUUUUUGCUGUUUUUUAGCUGUGAUCCUGAAUGAAUAGCCUAUGUGCAGAAUUUAGCAGAUGUUUUUCUGCUUUUAAUUUUCAAAGUUUUUUUUUUUUUAAUUAAAAUUAGCUGAGGUGUCGUUGGAAUACAUUGUGUCGCUAAUCUAACUUCCUAACCAUUCUCUUGUGUUCCCAAGCAAAUAUUUACCCCAACCUACCAGCUAUUAUCCAUACAGCCACUUACCUUUCCUUGUGGUAGUAACUCUAACACAACAUCUCUGUCAUGACCGAUCCCAUCACCACCAUGUCAUCAAUCAUGUAACACCUCUUUCCCUAUUUGGUGGGCACCCAUCAGCUGCUGUCAUUUGAAGAUGUGUUUUACACUAUGUAGUUUCUGACAGUGUGCUUGUUCACACCUCCAAAUGUUGUCCUGUUCACUUGUGCACUUUGGUGCAUUCAAAAUAAAACUAAACAAAAUAAAAGCAUUUUAUUUGAGCUACAAGCAUAAACUAGGAGAUGGAGUUGUCACUGACGUUCAGAGCGAGAUACAUGCUGUUCUCGCCUCUCCUCUGCAAUGUAAAUGUCACCAGUUUUACAUUACCAGCACCCCAUUUAAUACUUUGUAGGCAUGUUAGAAACCUACACUACAGCAGCUUGCAGCUUUAAUGAUUUAUCUGCUCUGCACAGAAUCAUUUAAAUGUACUUUAAAUACCAGAUGUAACUAAACUUCUGUCCCCAGAAGUCCUCAGAGGAAAUAGAAUGAACAAUGUGUAUAGCGUUGUGCAAUUUCUAAAUGUCAAAAGGCAGUUUUUCUUUUCUUGCUGUUAUUUCCGUAACUGAACAAUCACGCCGAAGCUACAUGAUUAGAAGCAACUAGGAUAUAUAUCUGUGAUAAUGUUGAAAGGCAUUCUGGGAAAUGGGAAUCAUAACUUGAAGCUAGUGAUGCUCCUUGAGGACAAUUGAAUACUCCUGAUAUUUCCUUCACAAAAUAUUUUUGAAUGUAUUGUCAGUAACACAUUGCUGACAUGUAAAGAUCCUGAGGAUCCACAGGUGGAGCUUUCAUUAAAGAAUAGAUCCGCAUGUAAAGUUCCUGUUUUAAAUCCCACCCAGUCUUUUAUAAACCAUCGCUGUGAGUGGGUGCACAUACAAAUACACAGGAUGCAUGCUAAUGCUAUCUGUUUGGACAAGGUUUCAACAUGUGAUUCUGGUCUUGGUCUCUGAUUUUGGGUGGAGGCCUGUUGGGACCAAAGUACAUGUGCCUUUAGUCUGUGGUCUGGUUUGAUCUGUUGUGUCUUUAAACAGAUGAUUUUACUGGUAAUGUCUGUUGAUCUUGUGUUGUAAACCUGUAAAAACAGAUUAUUUUGUUAAUUAUUUUUUAGAUAGAAGUGAACCUUGUCUAACAACAUGUUUGUUUAUCAAGCAGAGAUGCACAGAAAACUGGGUCAGUGUUUCUACUGAGGUCUUCUCCAAAGUGUGUUUUUAUUUGUCAACCAGCACUAGUUCUUUCUCACAGCUGAAAAGUUUUUUUUCUGCUAAGAGGUUGUUGUAAAUGGUCAGCUUGAGUUCAGUUUCUUCUUUGUUCAAAUUCAGAUUAGCCCAAAUUAAACACCUUUUUUUCUACCAACUAUCCCAAUGAAACAGUGUGUGUGUGUUUGUGUGUUCAAACUGGGUUCAGGCCUCUGCUCUCAUCUGUAUCUUACCUGUCAAUAAACUUCCUUCACUCUGUU
Messenger RNA from Epinephelus fuscoguttatus (brown-marbled grouper), 5752 nucleotides. Its product is annotated as polypyrimidine tract-binding protein 2-like. Gene Ontology annotation, cellular component: nucleus. The record is from RefSeq and is a predicted model, not a curated record. Gene Ontology annotation, molecular function: mRNA binding. NCBI's taxonomy places the organism in Eukaryota, Metazoa, Chordata, Actinopteri, Perciformes, Serranidae. Gene Ontology annotation, biological process: mRNA processing; regulation of RNA splicing. Bases 91 to 1662 code for a protein of 523 amino acids. The transcript has 17 exons.